This is a messenger RNA of Ziziphus jujuba (common jujube), 1989 nucleotides long. Its product is annotated as MDIS1-interacting receptor like kinase 2-like. Gene Ontology annotation, molecular function: receptor serine/threonine kinase binding. The transcript has a single exon. Bases 1 to 1989 code for a protein of 662 amino acids. The record is from RefSeq and is a predicted model, not a curated record. Lineage: Eukaryota; Viridiplantae; Streptophyta; Magnoliopsida; Rosales; Rhamnaceae.
AUGGCACCCUGGCGUCCAAACCUUGUUGUACGGUCACUUGAUCAAUUUUUGUUGUUUAUCAUCAUUCUACUGUUUCUUUGUUCUUCUAGUACUUGUUUUGCAACAAGUGGAGAGGCAGUGGCUCUUGUGAAAUGGAAGGACAGCCUUGAUAUGAAUCCAACUACUCAUUCUCUUCUCCGCUCUUGGAAUCUCAAUUCUACUCAUUCAACCUCUCAUCAUCUCUAUAAUAAUAUCCCCUGUACUUGGGUUGGGAUCACUUGUAAUGACUUUGGAAGUGUCAUCAAUAUUACCCUCGAAAGCAGUAAUUUGAAAGGUACACUUCACAACUUCAACUUCUCCUCCUUUCCCAGCUUACUUACUCUUGACUUUUAUAACAACUCCCUCUAUGGAAGUAUCCCCAUGCACAUUGGCAACCUUUACACACUCACCUUCCUUGAUAUGGGGUCCAAUCAUCUCUCUGGAAACAUUCCUUCCCAAAUAUGCCUUUUGACAAGUUUACGCUUCCUUGCUUUGGCUGAAAAUUAUUUGAAUGGCUCUAUACCACCUCAAAUAGGCAUGUUGGUGUCUCUUGAAGUGAUGUAUGCUUAUAGUAACAAUCUUUCAGGUUCAAUUCCUGUGUCCAUUGGAAACCUGAGCAAGUUAACUGUUUUGGAACUUAGUGAAAAUAAAGUAGUUGGGUCCAUCCGCAAUGAGAUUGGGCAGCUUAAAUCACUCACUACCCUUUAUUUGGAUGCUAACCAACUCACAGGUUCAAUUCCUGUGUCCAUUGGAAACUUGAGCAAGUUAACUGAUUUAGAUUUUGAUGAGAACAAAAUAGUUGGGUCCAUCCCCAAUGAGAUUGGACUGCUUAAAUCACUCAUUGGCCUUUAUUUGUUUGAUAACCAAUUCACUGGCUCAAUUCCUGUGUCCAUUGGAAACUUAAGUAGGUUAUCUUCUUUGGAACUUGGUGGAAACAAAUUAGUUGGGUCCAUUCCAAAUAAUAUUUGUCUUGGUGGAAAGCUUACAUGGUUUACAGCAGGUGAUAACAAAUUUAGUGGUUCCAUUCCAAAAAGCAUAAGAAACUGCAGUUCAUUAGUCGUCCUUUCAGUUGCAGGAAAUCAACUGAGAGGAAAUAUAUCUGCAGAAUUGGGAAGAUACCCAAACCUGGGUUAUAUGGACUUGAGCACCAAUAAGUUUUUUGGAGAACUUUCCGAAAACUGGGGACAGUGUCCAAAACUCACGAUGUUGAACAUCUCUAACAAUAAAAUUUUCAGUAGGCUACCCCCUGAACUUGGGAAGGCUACUCGAUUGCGAAAACUUGACCUCUCUUCCAACCUUCUUGUAGGUAAAAUUCCUAAGGAAUUGGGACAGCUGAAAAUGUUGUACAUACUCAAGCUCAACAAUAAUUCCCUUUCUAGCAAUGUUCCUGUGGAAAUUGGAAUGAUGUCAGACCUUGAAACACUUGACCUUGCAGCCAACCAAUUGAGUGGACCAAUUCCCAUGCAUUUGGAACAAUGUUCAAAACUACUGCAUUUAAACUUGAGGAAUAACAAAUUUAGUGGAAUUAUUCCCUUCCAAAUUGGGAAUCUGCUCUCCCUUGAAGAUCUUGAUCUAAGUAAGAAUUUGCUUGUAGGAGAGUUGCCUUCAGAGCUUGGUCAUUUGGAUAAGCUAGAAUCAUUUAACCUCUCACACAACAAUCUAUCAGGCUUAAUACCAUUCAUGUCUAAUGAAUUGUUAAGCUUGACAACUGUUGAUAUAUCCUACAAUCAGUUAGAAGGUCCUCUGCCCCACAUCAAAGCUUUCACUGAAGCUCCAAUCGAAGCCUUGGAAGGUAAUAAAGGAUUGUGCGGCAAUAACCCUAGUUUGAAGCCUUGCCCCACAUCUAAAGAUAAAAAUAGAAAUCAAGCUGUAAUUGCAAUGAUAGUCUCUAUCUCCAGCAUUCUAUUUUUAUUGUUUAUCAUUGGUGGGAUUCUUUUUGUUUGCCAAAAAAGAGUGAGGAAUAUGGAUUAA